AUGUGUGCGGCACUCACCCACCCGCGGCAUGAGCAGCGCCGGGUCCGGCGGCCCGCCAGCCUCACGCUUUGGGAUGAGGAGGACUUCCAGGGUCGUCGCUGCCGGCUGCUGAGUGACUGUGCCAACGCCAGCGAGCGUGGAGCCCUGCGCAGGGUGCGCUCUGUCAAGGUGGAAAACAGCGCAUGGGUGGCCUAUGAAUACCCCGACUUCCAGGGACAGCAAUUCAUUCUGGAGAAAGGAGACUAUCCUUGCUGCGGUGCCUGGAGCGGCAGCAGUGGCCACCACAGCAACCAGUUGCUGUCCUUCAGGCCAGUGCUCUGUGCGAACCACAGAGACAGCUGUGUGACACUGUUUGAAGGGGAAAACUUCCAAGGAUGCAAAUUUGAACUCAGUGAUGAUUACCCAUCACUACCCUCCAUGGGCUGGGCCAGCAAGGAUGUGGGUUCCCUCAAAGUCAAUUCUGGAGCGUGGGUGGCCUACCAAUACCCAGGCUACCGAGGCUACCAGUAUGUAUUGGAACAGGACCGACACAGUGGAGAAUUCCAUACCUACAGUGAGUUCAGCACACAGGCCCACACUAGACAGCUGCAGUCCAUUCGGAGAGUCCAGCACUAGGCUCCACACUCCCAAUCACCACCCCUAAAAACCCUCAAUAAAGGCUCCUGAACCUGCCUGCC
Nannospalax galili (Upper Galilee mountains blind mole rat) is the source of this 677-nucleotide messenger RNA. RefSeq names its product crystallin beta A2 (gene Cryba2). The coding region runs from base 1 to 615 and encodes 204 amino acids. The record is from RefSeq and is a predicted model, not a curated record. Gene Ontology annotation, biological process: lens development in camera-type eye; visual perception. Gene Ontology annotation, molecular function: structural constituent of eye lens. The transcript is spliced from 5 exons. NCBI's taxonomy places the organism in Eukaryota, Metazoa, Chordata, Mammalia, Rodentia, Spalacidae.